AUGCCGAGGAACACUCAUUAUUCCACAGACGACCGUCCUUCGUCCUCCAGGCGCGAUGAUGACCGCAGCUAUGCUCGUCGUCGUUCGUCUCGCUCUCGCUCACCGCCGCCAAGGCGCUCAGACGACAGGGUCAGGGACAGAGAACGAGAUAGGGGACGUUCACCAAGCCCGGGUCGAGACAGACACAGACGACGCCGGUCGUACUCGAGAUCGCGGUCGCAUUCGCCAUCAAGGCGCAACACUGCACGCGACACACGAUCCCGAUCCAGGGACAGAAGGCACCGACGGAAACGAGCGCGUUCUUCAUCCGCUUCCUCAGCCUCGUCCGAGGAGGAUGACACUCGGUCAAGGCGGAAGAAAGAUAAACGCAGGGAGAAGAGACGUAGCGGCAGCAAAGAACGUCGGAAGAAGGAGAAAAAGGAAAGAAAAGAAAAAAAGAAACGCUCCGCCAAUUCGUCACAGUGGGGUAAAUAUGGCAUUAUAUCUGACAUAGAUAUCUUCUCCAAGCAGGCGGAAUUCCAGACCUGGCUUGUCGAGGAACGAAAGAUAAAUCCAGAAACAAUCACCAAAGACCAAGAGAAGAAGGAAUUCAGCCGCUUUGUCGAGGAUUAUAACACCGCCACCUUGCCUCAUGAAAAGUACUAUAAUAUCGAAGCUUACGACAAGCGAAUGAACGCCUUGCGACAAGGAGAGUACCUGCCUCCCACAGACGAUUUCUAUGACUUUGAGGCCGACCUGAAGGCAGCCAAAGGCGCGCACAAGAAGAAACCGGUCGAACAAGAAUCCUAUCUGAGUCGGGAGGAACUGAUGGAACUUAGAAAGGUGCAACAAGAACGAGUCGAGCUCGGAAAGAUGAAACUGCUGGGUAUGGACAUCAAAUCAACCUAUGGCGUCCGAAUGGAAAAGACCGAGUUUGACGAUUGA
Coprinopsis cinerea okayama7#130 is the source of this 924-nucleotide messenger RNA. RefSeq lists its product as hypothetical. The record is from RefSeq and is a predicted model, not a curated record. The coding region runs from base 1 to 924 and encodes 307 amino acids. Lineage: Eukaryota; Fungi; Basidiomycota; Agaricomycetes; Agaricales; Psathyrellaceae. The transcript is spliced from 5 exons.